AUCCGUCUCUUGCUAUGCGUAGUGCAACGAAAGAUAACCCCCAAUAGUCAUGAACAAGCAAUUUCUUUUACAGUUAAAAAUGAUACACAUUUUCCUAUGGAACAAAUUCAUUGAGCGAUUGUGCCGAGAAGAGUGGUGAUGGUCUUAAUACGUGAUACAAAUGUUGAGGCUGUUGAUUGUGGCAUGUCAGGCGUGGAUGCGGGUGGGGAGUUGACGGCAGUCUCAUGAUUCCCUCCCAAGUUGAGAGCGAGAGCGCAUCGCUCCUCUUUCGAUUUACGUUCUAUCUUCUCCGUCACUCAUUUGUUACUGUUUUUGACCGACUACGCAUGCCUUGAUAUUCUCUCCGGGCACGGCGCAAGUGACAUUAACUCCGGAACGUUGGUGAAGGCCAUCCACAGCAACAGCGGGGUGCCGACGACAUCACCUCUCGAUAUCAUGGCCGACGUCAAGCGCAACACGGGCAAGGCCAGCGCUGGACAGGUGCCAGAGGCCAUCGACAGCCUAGCAGCCGCCAUUGGCGCUCGUGUCAAGAUCACGACCGUCGCGCCACACUCGCAGACUCUACAGGGCACGCUCUUCACUGCAUGCCCUAUGCUCAAUGUCGUCGCCAUAAACACCGCUCCUGCUCCCCCGAACCCGUCAUCCACCCUCUCCAACCAGCCCGGCGACUACCACAUCAUCCCCAUCAAGCACAUCUCCACCUUCGAAAUCCUGUCGCUAGACCCGAACUCGGCCAAGCAGACCAUCAGUGCUGUGCAACCACCUGUCGCUGCCGUGGACAUCAAGAAGUUGCGCGAACGUGAAGAGGCCAAGAUCCGUCAAUUGCGCGAUCAAGAAGCCAACAAGGGCAAGGGCGUCACUCGUGAGGCUCAGCAGAUCUACGAUGCCUUAAAGAGAAUGCUCCCUACUCGCUGGCACGAGCAAGAGAUUGUCGUCAGUGAUUCGGUGAUCAUUAGUCCGCCAUACACUGUAAACGACUGCAAGGCUCCCAAGGGCAAGGACCAGGCUCUCGACAGGAUCAAGAUGAUCUUGGACGGUGAGAGGAGAAAGAUCGCUCAACGCGCCGCUCAGGGAGGCACACCACCCCCUGGCGCUCCUAGAAAGGGAGGUUGAGAAAUACCUACCCUUUGCAAAAGAGAAGAAGGCACAUGAGCGCCAUCAGUGCAUAUGCUUCAGAUGAACUCAAGCGAAGCGUUCCGGCUAUACAUACCCAAUAUCAUAAAUCAAGGGUGUCUACAGGCAUCAUUUUCCAGCGCAAUCAACAUCUGAUAUCAAAGUUCAACUUUCUCGACCAUGACCUUCAUGUCUUCGUCUCAUUGCUCUAUUUCAAGGUAUAACUCUUUCCUCCCUAUCUCUGAACCCAGCAAAUCAUACUUCAUGCUCUCUGUCAUAACUACAAUACGAACCCGACUCCCC
Aureobasidium pullulans EXF-150 is the source of this 1416-nucleotide messenger RNA. RefSeq lists its product as uncharacterized. The coding region runs from base 436 to 1113 and encodes 225 amino acids. NCBI's taxonomy places the organism in Eukaryota, Fungi, Ascomycota, Dothideomycetes, Dothideales, Saccotheciaceae. The record is from RefSeq and is a predicted model, not a curated record. The transcript is spliced from 3 exons.